Aegilops tauschii subsp. strangulata is the source of this 4397-nucleotide messenger RNA. NCBI's taxonomy places the organism in Eukaryota, Viridiplantae, Streptophyta, Magnoliopsida, Poales, Poaceae. The record is from RefSeq and is a predicted model, not a curated record.
GCGACAUCAUGGGCGAUGAGCCGACAGGUCCCAAUUUGAUGGACGAGGAGUACUACAUGUUUCGCAACCAAGGUAUGGUCAACUCUGAACUAGCACGUCGUGUGGCUUUAUUGUAGUUAGAAUUAUGUGCAGUUUUUAUUUUGAACGUGAUGUUUCAACAAAUGCCCGUAGGAUCCGAUAAUGACAGCAUGGAUGAUGAGAGCGAAGCAACCAUGACUGGUGGUAAUCCUAGCGAGAUUGAUCCAUUUGACUUUGUCUACUCAAACAUUCCAGACAACACUCACAUCCUGAAACUCGCCGCAAACUGUGAACACUGCAAGGCCAGAAAAUUUGAGUCUGAGACUGACGGGUUCUGCUGUCGCAAUGGCCAGAUCGAACUUAAGCAACCGGAACCAGUCCCAGAGUUGAUGAGGCUAUGGUCCAGCAUGGAGGCAGAUUCUAGACAUUUUCGGGAGAACAUACGGUUCUUCAAUGGGCAUUUUGCCUUCACAACCCUUGGCGUCAGCCUUGAUGAAAACUACACAAACAUGAAGUCUGGGGUGUACACAUUCCGGGAACACAGCACCAUCUACCACAAUGUGCAUUCGUUCGGGCCUAGCUCCCGUCCUGAACAUCUGCAGUUGUACUUCUAUGAUGACGACCCAAACCUUAAUCAUCGUAAGGCGGCGACCAAUCAAUUAGACCAGGAUGUCGUGAAGAUGUUAGUAGACAUACUCAAAGAAAACCCAUACUCCCAGCAAUUUAGGAGUUUGGGUGCACACAAGGACAACCUCGAUGAUUAUAGGAUAGACCUAAACACCGAUAAGAGGCUUGACCAAAGAAGAUAUAAUAGACCGCUGUCAACUGAGGUUGCUGCAAUUUGGGUUGAGGGCAGUGACCUAGCCAAAAGGUUUGACAGGAGGAUAACGCUUUGUGGUAACAACAACGAAAGGCACAGUAUACGUGUGACCUCCGGAGCAUAUGAUCCGUUGUCUUAUCCCCUAUUCUAUCCAAGGGGGGAGCUAGGUUGGCACCCAAAGCUACCUAAACAUAAUGUUCCAUGGGAGGUUGUACAACAUCCUCAACUGGGCCAUGAUGAUGAGGAUGAUGCAGAGGGGAAUAGCAGGUUAUGCGUCUCCGUUAGAGACUACUACUGUUACAUGCUGCAAACACGGCCUGCGAUCUUCAAUCCCAUACUCUGUGGAGCACGCCUGCUGCAGCAAUGGGCGGUCGACAUGUACAUCAAGAUUGAGAGUUGUCGGUUGAGGUGGUAUAGGAAGAACCAGACGCAGAUUCGUGCCGACUUGUAUAAAGGAGUUGUUGAUGCGAUCACAUCGGGGGAGACGAGAGCGAGCGCUAUUGGCACCCGAAUAGUUCUCCCUGGAACAUACCCUGGUGGCGACCGCGACAUGAAGAAGAGGCAUAUGGAUGCCAUGGCAAUUGUCCAUACAUACGGGAAGCCUGACAUCUUCUUGACCAUGACUUGCAACCCUAAAUGGGAAGAGAUAACAAAUGAGUUGCUUCCUGGUCAGACGGCGCAAGACCGACCUGAUAUUGUGGCUCGCGUGUUCUACGGCAAACUAGAGGCUAUGAAAUACAUGUUGUUCAAGAAGCAUAUCCUGGGUGUUGUGGUCGCUUACGUUUACGUAGUCGAGUUCCAGAAGAGGGGCCUCCCCCAUGCACAUUUUCUGUUGAUCAUGGAUUCAACAUAUAAGCUUGUCGUCCCGGAGCAGUAUGACCGACUAAUUUCUGCAGAGCUCCCAAACAAGCAGAAGUAUCCGGAAUUGCAUGCAUUGGUGGUAAAACAUAUGAUGCACGGACCCUGCGGUGCUCUCAACCCGAAGAAUGUUUGCAUGCAAGAUAACGAAUGCAAGUGCAGAUACCCGCGCCCGUUCAAUGAGAACACAGCACAAGGCAAGGACUCAUACCCAGUUUAUCGGCGUAGAGACGAUGGAAGUUGUGCUAAGGUCCGAGGGAAAAUGUUGGACAACAGAUGGGUUGUGCCUUAUAACCCUUACCUUUUGCGGAUGUUCAAUUGCCACAUCAACGUUGAGGUCUGCUCUAGCAUAAAGGCCGUCAAAUAUUUUUACAAGUACAUUUACAAGGGCCAUGAUAAGGCUUCUUUCAGCAUCGACCAGCCCGAUGCCGAUGGUAACAUCGAUGAGAUCAAGAGAUACGUUGACGCAAGCAUCGACCAGCCCGAUGCCGAUGGUAACAUCGAUGAGAUCAAGAGAUACGUUGACGCAAGGGUUGCAUUCAAUGCGCAGGCUGACUUGAAAAAUGUUGUCGCCUCCGAAAAUGCUUCAAAAUCCAUGUUAAAGGAGUAUUUCAAGGCUAACCAGGAACACCCUUGGGCUAGGCAUAUAUUGUACAAGGAUUUUCCCGGAAGCUUCACGUGGCAGAAGAAAAAGAAGUUUUGGAAGCCUAGGGUCGAGCGUUUUCAAAUAGGUCGCAUCGUGUCUGCCAAUCCUGCCGAGGGGGAGCGAUACUACCUGCGUGUGUUGCUAAACCAUGUUACGGGCAAAACAUCCUUCGACGACUUGCUCACCGUGGACGGCGUGCUAUGUGGGAGCUUUAGAGAUGCUGCUGAAAGGUUGGGACUCAUCGAGGCAAACAACACGCUCGACGACUGUCUUACUGAGGCUGAGCAGUGGGCGAUGCCAUGUUCUCUUAGGAGGCUCUUCGCAACCAUCUUGGUGCACUGCGAGCCAGGCGACGUGCGCGGUUUAUGGGAUAGGCACCUCGAGCCUAUGUCAGAUGACUAUCGUCGAACAUGCACGUCCCCGAACGAGGUGGAGCAGAUGGUGUUGCUUGACAUUAGGGGUAUGUUGCAGUCCAUGGGUAAAGACAUUGUUGAUUUUGCUCUGCCAAGCAUCGAUGAUGCGUUUGACCCAACCGAGGGCGAGGCAAGAGAGGUCAUCGAGGAAUCAACCGUUGAGUUUGACAUGGAUGACACUAAAUUGGCAUCUUCCCUGAACUUGGAGCAGAGGGCCGCAUACGACGAGAUACUAGCGGCUGUUGAACGCGGUGAUGGGGGUGUAUUCUUUGUUGAUGGCCCUGGAGGUACAGGAAAGACCUUCCUAUACAGGGCGAUGCUUGCCAAGGUGAGGAGCGAUGGCAAGAUUGGUAUCGCUACCGCGACGUCGGGCGUCGCCGCUUCUAUCAUGCCUGGCGGCAGGACUGCCCACUCGAGGUUCAAGAUCCCAUUGAGUUGCGAUGAUGGAGCCUCGUGCAGCUUCACCAAGCAGAGUGGGACCGCGAAGCUGCUAAGGAUGGCCUCAUUGAUAAUAUGGGACGAGGCCAGCAUGACGAAGCGACAAGCGGUCGAGGCAUUGGACAAUAGCAUGCGCGACAUUAUGGGAAUACGCGACCGACCCUUUGGAGGAAAGACUGUUGUUUUUGGUGGGGACUUUAGGCAGGUGCUUCCGAUUGUCAGAAGGGGGUCGCGGGGCCAGAUAAUUGAUGCAACCCUCCGAAGUUCUCAUCUAUGGAAGGGUAUGCGGCAGCUUCGGCUCAUCACCAACAUGAGGGCUCAUAAUGACACGUGGUUUGCAGAUUACUUGCUAAGGGUCGGCAAUGGCACUGAGGAUGUCGACGAUCAAGGCAACAUACUACUCCCUGAAGACAUCUAUCUGCCGUCUACAGGCGAGGUUGACGACCUGGAGAAGCUUAUUGACCACGUGUUUCCGAGUCUAGAUGACAACAUGUCUGAUUCGAAUUACAUGACAUCUCGCGCAAUCCUUUCCACGACAAACGACAAUGUCGACAAGAUAAACAUCCGCAUGAUAGAGCGUUUUCAUGGAGAUGAAGUAAUCUACCAUAGCUUUGACAGUGCGGAGGACGACCCAUAUGGCUACUACGCUCAGGAGUUUCUGAAUGGAUUGACUCCUAACGGUCUUCCUCCGCAUGCACUCAAGCUAAAGCUGAACUGCCCUGUCAUACUUCUAAGGAACAUUGAUCCAGCUAAUGGACUGUGUAACGGCACUAGGCUUGUUGUUAGAGGUUUUGAGAGGAACACCAUUGAUGCAGAAAUCGUGAUUGGACAACACGCUGGCAGGAGGGUCUUCCUUCCUCGAAUACCUCUCUGCCCAUCUGAAAACGACAUGUUUCCGUUCAAGUUUAAAAGGAAGCAAUUUCCUAUAAGGCUUAGCUUUGCUAUGACCAUUAACAAGGCUCAAGGGCAGACCAUCCCGAUUGUUGGUGUGUACCUACCCAAUCCCGUGUUCUCUCAUGGUCAGCUCUAUGUUGCUCUGUCUCGAGCCACCGCAAAAAGAAAUAUAAAGAUACUCAUUCAGAAGGAGAAGCCGAAGGAGAAGGCCAACAAGCAAAAGGACAAUCCAAAGAAGCGAAAAAUACCGACCAUGUCCUUACUGACGUCGAUGAAGAACAUCGUCUACAAGGAAGUCCUUACAGGCUGA